CUUCGUCAGAAUUCUGAAGACUCACUAGCGACAGAUGAAGAAGAUACUAUCAUUUCACACCUGCGUGACAGCAAGCUGUUCACCAACUCUAGCAGCUCUUUAGAACUGUCAAUGGAAGACCGCAAUUCAUAUUACGCUCGCAAAUACCCUCGUCUGGCCAGACUAGAAGAAGUUUGUAGUCAAAUAGAACAAGAAUCAGAAAUAGAGUUUAACAAGAGUGUCAACAUCUACAAAAAAUUAAACUUCACUAUCCAGGACUCCAACAGCUCCGCGACUUUACUUUCAGAUUCAUCUACAAUUGCUGGAUCUGAAUCUGGUUAUGAUGCGGAAGAGUCUAUGUCUUUAACCAUCCAGACAAUCAGUGAUUUAUUAGACCAUCAUAUCAACGAUAUUAACGACUCUACAUCAAAGUCUUCCUCUCACACUGGCAGUUUUCAAGACUCUUUACUCUAUGAGAGUUCUUUAACGAGCACUCAAACUUCGUACCAGGAAUUAAAAGAGAUUUUAGUACCAUUGACCAUUUCUGAACAAAAAAUUGAAAUUUUUUCAGAUAAUGGUAAGCUUGUCCAAUUUCAAAGUCGGUUGAUAAAGACAAUAAGCAAACUACCCGAAGAGUUCCAGGUCGAGUUAAGAACUAUUCUUGAAGAGCCUGAGGAAAAUUCUCACCAGUCUGUUGAUGCAUUCAAGAGUUUCUUGCUGCAAGCUAUGAACAACAGUCAGAGUGUCCGUGAUGAACGUACUACUUACACGAUAGUCAAUUCAUUAAAAUCUGCUAAAGAUUCAACCUCGACUGAGUCCCAGUCUUCCUCUCUUCAUUCGGAAUCAUCAAAGUUAACAGAUCUCAAAAAUAGUGAUUUGAGCGAAUUGUCAUUCAACACCAUCGAGAAAAUCUGUAUGCAAGAUGAAUUACCCAGAACUCCAAAGCCAAUGCCGGAAUUGACUAAAGAGCAGAAAAAAGCACUCGAACUCUGUCGAAAGCAGGAACUUGAAUUGUUGUCAGAGUCACCGUAUUCAUCGGGCUCCAAAAGCUCUGGAAGUAAAAGUUGUGUAGAUGGUAGUCGUAAAGCUCGGUCAUUGGUUUGUUCUGAAAAUAAAGGGCCAGUUUCAACUUCCCGUGCUUCAUCGAACAACUGGGAUAUUCGGAAAGAAGUUCUGCAGGCGGAUCUUCGUCAUAGUUGGAGGGACUCCAGAAGCAAAAAGAAUGAAGAAAAUAAAACACUGAACAAGUCAUACGCUGAUGAAUUCUUGGAAAAGGUUAAUAAUUACUAUGAAAAGUCUGAUUGGGCGAAAAGACUCAGCGAGUUUGAAGAGUCCAGUGUUGAAGCAACUCCAAUUGACCGUACCAAAAGUUUCAAGGCUUCUAAAUUAUCCAGCAAAAGUGCGAUAGGAAUCAGGAAAAAAAAUUGCCCCAAGAGAAAAAUAACAACGGGUUUUAUUAAAAAAAGAUCCUUGAUACCCAUAUACAAGCCCGAUUUUUGUAAAUCAGCUACUAUGUCAACUGCAAAGGUCUCUUGUAUGCUUGAUAUGAUUUGCUCGAAUUCUAAAGAAGAGUCAAAAAUACCGGCUGAUGGAGAAAAAAUUGCUGAUACUUCGCCGGGCUUGUUUGGUAAAUCUGCUUCGAGUCUUUUAACUCCCAAUUGGACUUCGAAAUCUGAAAAAUCUGAAUGUAAGUCAAGUGGAAUUUCCAAUUCUGAACAAUUCAUUCCACCGAUUACUAUUACUUGUUCCUCGCCAAGCAUUGAGGCAAUUAACUCGCCAAGCGUUGAGGUAAUUAACUCGCCAAGCAUUAAGAUAAUUCACUCGCCAAGCAUUAAAGUAAUUCACUCGCCCUAUAACAGUCCUAAAAACUAUGAAAAGAUUCGGGGGCGAUACUUCUGUUCACCGGGAAAAAUCCCUGCUCCAAAAAGAAAAAGAAUUUUCUUUCCGACUCCGAAAAAAAAUAUAUGCUCAAAAACGUCCGAAAUUAAAAUUAAGAGUUCCGUUGAUAUAUGCCGAAAAACGUCAGAAACUAAAAUUAAGAGUCCAGUUGCGGCGUAUAUCCGCGGGGAUUUAAGCGCUAGUUUCAUCUCGGACCCAAAUCGUGUUCAUGAGUUCUUAUCUAAGAAGACUUGACAAGUAUUGUUCAGUAAUUUUUAAAUUUCUAUUCUAUUAUGAAAUUAAUAAAUUUAUUU
Molecule: messenger RNA, 2171 nt
Organism: Cotesia glomerata
Lineage: Eukaryota; Metazoa; Arthropoda; Insecta; Hymenoptera; Braconidae
Source: RefSeq, a predicted model, not a curated record